UGUUUUGUUUCAUUGACAUUCGCCAAACAUUUCCCAAACGCGAAAUUGAAAAUCUGUUUUAUUUAAUUCUCAUUUCACACACUUUUUUACUCUUUCUUCAUUCAUUCAUUCGCAACAAAAUCAAUCGCAGGAUUAAAGCUGUGGAAAAACUUGUUAGGAAAAUUCGAGAGUGUGAACGGAUUUGUUUUUUUUAUAAAUAUUAAUAUCUUCCGUAGCAUCGACACUUCUGAUCGAAAGUGUGUCCGGUGACCGACACGUGUUGGUGUCGGACACUGACACGUGUUUCCUACCUUCAAUUAACUAAUUUCCUCAAAUUUUUACUGGUGUUGACGUGUCAAUGCUGUAUUUGGUGUUCGUGUUUGAGUCGGUGUUUCAUAGCUAAUGCCUUAUUACAAUUUUUGUAGGUUUAGUAGGUGUGAAUUGUGGUAAAUUUUUUAAGUUUAGGUUGAAAGGAUCAAGAAGUUGUCGGUUUUGGAUAUGAUUAAUGGAUCACAGACUCAGAAUUGGGGUGAAAGUUCGAGUUCAACUUCGCUAAGUAGUCAACAUGAUGUUGAGGAUGAUCGGAUGAUUGCUCUUGUGCUAUCAGAAGAGUAUGCCAAAUUAGAUGGAGCAGUAGGUCGGCGCCUUUCCAAAUUGGAACCUGUUCCUCAUGUGCCCCGCAUAAACUCCUUCUUCCCAACCUUUAAUGAUGCCAGUAUGGAUCACCAGCGUCUUCUACAGAGGUUGAAUGUUUAUGGUCUUUGUGAAGUUAAAGUAUCUGGAGAUGGAAAUUGUCAGUUCCGCGCACUUUCAGAUCAGCUCUACAGGUCACCUGAACACCACAAGCAUGUCCGUAAAGAUAUUGUGAAACAACUCAAAGAUCACCGUUCCUUGUAUGAAUGCUAUGUACCAAUGAAGUACAAACGAUAUUACAAGAAAAUGGCCAAAACUGGAGAAUGGGGGGACCAUGUUACUUUACAGGCAGCUUCUGAUAAGUUUGCUGCAAAGAUAUGCCUGCUGACAUCAUUUAGAGAUACUUGUUUCAUCGAAAUUAUGCCACUGUACCAAGCUCCACAGCGCGAAGUGUGGUUGAGCUUCUGGUCUGAGGUUCAUUACAAUUCACUUUAUGAAAUUCGAGAUGCACCAAUCCAGCAUAAACCAAGGAGGAAACAUUGGUUGUUCUAAGAGAUAUAGAUUUAAGCAUCAAGGUCAUAAGAUUAAGUGCUGUGUAUCGCUCAUUGCAUGGUGCAUAUAAUAUUAUUAUUCCAUUAUUGAAUACAAAGCAGUUAUUACAUUAUUCAGUGAAGAUAAAGUGCCAAAAUUGAAACUUUAAAAUUGAGAAGUAUAUUUUCCUAAGUAUCAAUGAUAAAGUAGGUGGUGGAUAUUGGAGCAAGCUGGAGCAGAAGAAAUCACUUGUUUGAUUUUUUUUUUUUCUCAUUACUAUUAUUUACAGUAUAUUUGUGGCAAUUUUUUUAAUUUUGUUUUAAUCAUGCCAAUCUUAUAUUGAGGAGAGCAAUUCUGUAUGAUUUGUAUAUAAUUUAAUAUAAACUUGCUUUUUGAAGCAAAUCGUGUAUUUAUUAUUUUUUGUACC
This is a messenger RNA of Cicer arietinum (chickpea), 1570 nucleotides long. NCBI's taxonomy places the organism in Eukaryota, Viridiplantae, Streptophyta, Magnoliopsida, Fabales, Fabaceae. The record is from RefSeq and is a predicted model, not a curated record.